Arabis nemorensis is the source of this 174-nucleotide messenger RNA. Lineage: Eukaryota; Viridiplantae; Streptophyta; Magnoliopsida; Brassicales; Brassicaceae. The record is from the annotation of a GenBank genome assembly.
AUGGGAAUAAUACGGAGCAGCUUCCCUUUCCUCAUGGGAACAGUGAGUGGGAUCUACAUCGCCCAGAACUACAACGUCCCCAACAUCAAGCAACUUGCCAACUGCACCGUUUCAAAGGCCAAGCAAUUAGAGCAGAGAUAUCGCAAACCCAAAAGCAGAGACGACGACGGUUGA